CUGCGCGGCCUCCAGAUACCCGGAUAAGGAUGAGCUAUAUAUGACAUCCAGCUGAGGGCGGGCGUUGUAGUUCAAACCAAGGGACGAUACUCGCGCGGAGCUGUGUCAGUGUGUCCUGUUGCGUUGGACAUUAUCAGAGCAUUCUAAACAUGGCUGGCGGCAAAGCAGGGAAGGACUCGGGGAAGACCAAGACCAAGGCUAUCUCGCGCUCACAGAGAGCAGGACUGCAGUUCCCCGUGGGCCGUAUCCACAGACACCUCAAGACGAGGACCACCAGCCACGGCAGAGUGGGAGCCACCGCCGCCGUGUACAGCGCCGCUAUUCUCGAAUACCUCACAGCCGAGGUCCUGGAGUUGGCAGGAAACGCAUCGAAGGAUCUGAAGGUGAAGCGCAUCACCCCCCGCCACUUACAGCUGGCCAUUAGAGGAGAUGAGGAGUUGGAUUCACUCAUCAAGGCCACCAUUGCCGGUGGAGGUGUGAUCCCUCACAUCCACAAGUCUCUGAUUGGAAAGAAGGGCCAGCAGAAGACCGUAUAACCUGGAGUCCCCUGGAAGUCGUGCCAUCUCAGGACGAUGUCUACAUCAAGUGAUUGUUUGUCUUUAGAUUAGAACGCCUUUAAGAGUUGUUUGUAUUGUUGAGCUUGCAUUUACUCACCUGGGGUAUUUUUAAAAAGUGGCUUCAGAGAAGCUCAUCUUUUGUGUUUUUUGGCUUUUUUCUUUUUUUCUGGUGCUGCAGUUCAUGUGUCAAAAACUUAAGUUGUCGCAUUCCCGUGUUUAAAGUGGUGUUUUAAUAAAGCUCUUGUUCGGGCAUUUACACUUCUCUUUCAGUUCUUGCUUGGUGCUCUGGUAUCACUCUUAUCUGUAUUCAGUUGUCUGCCCCAGUGUUGAUGGACAACAUGUGUUUGGCUUUAGUGUUACUAAUCUUUGCCAUUCAAAAGACUCCGUCCUGGUGAUCUGCUGCAGUGUGGACAGCAUUGUGGCCAUUGAACCAUCUUAACCUGUGCAAACCAUCAUUCUCGUGCAGGUGCAUGAAUUGCAAAGCAUGCUGAAGUUCACUGGAGUGACAUGAACUUUGGACUCAGAAUAAAGGCUGGACUGGCACAGUCAGAACAUUUUA
This is a messenger RNA of Pleuronectes platessa (European plaice), 1116 nucleotides long. Its product is annotated as histone H2A.Z. The record is from RefSeq and is a predicted model, not a curated record. Gene Ontology annotation, molecular function: DNA binding; structural constituent of chromatin; protein heterodimerization activity. Lineage: Eukaryota; Metazoa; Chordata; Actinopteri; Pleuronectiformes; Pleuronectidae. The coding region runs from base 150 to 536 and encodes 128 amino acids. Gene Ontology annotation, cellular component: nucleosome. The transcript is spliced from 5 exons.